UCAAAAAUAUACAAUAUCCAAAGGAAAUUUAGCAGUCGAGCCAAAAUUCCUUGCGUCGACGGCGGAAGAGAAAUCCCGUGGCGAUAGAUAGAUUGAAAGGUGGAAAGGGAGGGGAAUAAUAACAAUAAUGAUAACUCGAUCGAAUUUGGCGGAGCAGUAUCAGAUUCGAUCAAAACACGAUUGGGCAUCCCUAUCUUUCUUCUCCUCCACCUCUAAUCUCUCUACCUCUACUACGGAUGUUGUCAUCUUUGUAAUAUGUGAACUGGUUAUUUUAGCUCUCCUGGUUUUCUCUGUAGUUUCGCUGUACUUCAGUCAUCUAAAGCUUGCAUUUAUCUUAGUAAGUGUUGGCUUGCUAUUGCUUGUAUGCGUGACAAUUGCAAAGCAAGUUACAGAAGCCAGGUAGAAGAAGCGAAGGAUGCUACUUCCAUUAUCCAUGUAGAAGUGCACGAAUGGAGAUUCUUUUCGCUAUGCCCAACCAAUUUUUUAAUGUGAAAUCUCAACAAAUAAUUUUGUCUUUCUUUCUAUUUUUCUUUUCUGAAUUCCUUUUGUCACAAGUAUUUGAAGUCAAGGCAAGCUGAUUAGGUGAUGUAGACGUCGAGAUUGUGUGAGAUCAAAGCUAUUUUUUGGGUUAUAUACUUAGCGGUGUUUGGGCUGGUUGAUAAAGCUUCAUGUAAGUUUAGCCUUAAGUCCUACAAUGUAAUUCUCCUGUGCUUUCAUACUUAUAUUUCUCCCUAUUGAGUCUCACAUUUUAUUGUCGCGAUGAAAAGCAUUUGUUCUGUCAACAAUGUUCCCAAAUCAUGAAGGACAUUGAUCUUUGAA
Messenger RNA from Lycium barbarum (goji berry), 819 nucleotides. RefSeq lists its product as uncharacterized. The record is from RefSeq and is a predicted model, not a curated record. Bases 128 to 403 code for a protein of 91 amino acids. NCBI's taxonomy places the organism in Eukaryota, Viridiplantae, Streptophyta, Magnoliopsida, Solanales, Solanaceae. The transcript has 2 exons.